AAAAAAAAAAAAAAGAAAAAAAAGAAAAGAAAAAGAAAAAAAGAAAAGAAAAAGAAAAGAAAAGAAAAGAAGAAAAUAAAAGAAAAAACCCUAUUUUCAUCGACUUUUCAAAUGAUCUAUCUCAUGGAACACCAAGAUGAUGAACGCCAAAUCCAUGCCCACCACCAUAUUGCUCGGAAACUAAACUUCAAUGCCCCCCUUUUGACCACGCGUCGCCCUCCUGCCAAUGUCGGUCUCGAUCGUCUAAGUAUCUCUACCGCUGCUCGAAUAUCAUCAUCGACGACCAGUGAUAGAGUUCCAUUUUGUUGGGAGCAAGUUCCGGGCAAACCCAAGGAGUAUGUUGAGAGAUGUCACGGCUCUGCCCACGAAAGCGAUGUUACCACUCCGCGUCCUACGCUUCCGCCUGGAUGGUGGCGUCCGCCCAUUCAAACAAGAAGAAAUUCUAGACAUCUUCAUUGCAACGAUCAUGGAUGUGAGGACAAUGUGGAUGGCAACAAUGACAAUGACGAUAACUCUAGCGGCAGUGGCUAUGUCUUGUCCGAUGCCAUGGAUGUCUUGUCAUUAUCGGAGGCCAUUGACAUCGUCGAGAAGGCCGAGAAAGCACAUAAAUUUUCCAAUGAAUUGAAGCUAAAAGAGUUAAAGUUAUACGAAGAAGAGGAAGAAGAAGAAAGAAACAAUAAUAGUAAUUACAACCACUCGUCAAAUUUCAUGAUCGAGCGGUUUCUACCGGAUGCCACGGCAUUGGCAGCGUCCUCGGUGUUGAACCGCCACGCUUUCUCUCCGCAGAGGGUGUCAAAGCGGCCAUUUUCUCCGCCGAAGGGUUGUGGGCUAGACGUGCUGUUUCCAUGGCGGAUAAAACACCAUCAUCAGCUGUGUGGAGUGAAGAGUCCGGUGAGGGAUGGCGGCCGGAGUUUGGGAUCAAAAUCUUCUGCAAAACAAAAGAAACAUCAUUAGAUAUUUACGUUUUUGAAUUAACCCUUUGACGACAAACAUUAAAUUACAUUGUCUGUCCCAUGUUGUAUAAAUUUUACAAACGUAGUAUACAAAAAUGCACAACAUUGUUUUAAGUGCAAAAUAUUGCAGUUCAUGUUGGAAGUUGUGUUGUAUGAAUAUCAUCAUUUUUGCACAGCGACGAGAAAAUUAUUUUCUUGUACCAUUUAUGUGGUUUGAUUCAUGGGACUUUUUCUUGGGU
Messenger RNA from Benincasa hispida (wax gourd), 1192 nucleotides. RefSeq lists its product as uncharacterized. The record is from RefSeq and is a predicted model, not a curated record. Lineage: Eukaryota; Viridiplantae; Streptophyta; Magnoliopsida; Cucurbitales; Cucurbitaceae.